Molecule: messenger RNA, 3546 nt
Organism: Rhododendron vialii
Lineage: Eukaryota; Viridiplantae; Streptophyta; Magnoliopsida; Ericales; Ericaceae
Product: disease resistance protein RPM1-like
Exons: 5
Coding region: 289-3156 (955 amino acids)
Biological process (GO): defense response to other organism
Molecular function (GO): ADP binding
Source: RefSeq, a predicted model, not a curated record
ACCAUUCCUUUCUUAUCUUCAGUUAUCACCACAUACUUCAUUUGCUUUUUUCAGGUACACAUUUGCGAAUUGGGACUCGUUUCUCUCUCUUCAUUCUUCGGAAAAUCUCUCAUAACAGAGAUCUCAUCCCCUGCUGCUUCAUCGAUCGUCUUCAUCCAUCUUGCUAUUGGUUCCCCUUCAUUUGGAACCAUAACAAGCUAUAGCUAUAGCUUCUCUGGUACACAUUUGCGAAUUGGGGCUCGUUUCUCUCUCUUCAUUCUUCGGAAAAUCUCUCGUAACAGAGAAAAUAUGGCAGCUCCAAAGCUAAUCAAUUGUGUUGCAUUAAGCAGGAAAAUUGAUGCAAUGGCACUUGAAGCAGUAAGCUCUGCUAUCACCGGUACUUUGGUCCCCUUAUUAUCAAGUGAAGUACAAUUGCUGGGGAAUAUCCACACAGAAGUUGCCAGUAUCAAAGAAGAGUUAGAAUGGAUAAUGUCAUUUCUAAAAGAUGCAGAUGCCAGAGCAAAAUUAGAAAACGAAAGGGCAAAAAAUUGGGUAGAACAGGUAAGGGCGGUGGCUUACCAGAUCGAGGACGUCAUGGACGAAUACAUACUUCACCUGGCAGAAAAUAAGCAACGGCGUGGUUUCAUCGGUUUCCUUCGCAAAAUGGCUCGCUCAAUAACUAAACUCAAACCGCGACAUGAAAUUGCAUCUCAGAUUCAAGGCAUCAAACAAAUUAUUUGUGAGAUCAAACAAAGGGCUGAUAGGUAUGGUUUCAGUUCCUUAGAAAAUGGGUGCAGUAAAACAGAAGAAAAAAUCGAAGAUGACCCUCGUAUUACAUCCCUUUUCAUUGAGGAAGGUGAAGUCGUGGGCAUUGAGUCAACGAAGGAAGAACUGAUUCACAGGCUGAUAAUUGGAGAAUCAAACCGAACGGUCACUUCACUGGUGGGUAUGGGAGGAUGUGGCAAGACCACCCUCGCCAAGGCAGUUUUUGACAAUGAAAAAGUGUUUCAACACUUUGAUUGCCAAGCUUGGGUAUCUGUCUCUCAAUCAUACAAGACGGAGGACAUCUUUAGAAGAAUGUCAAAGCAACUAUUUCAGGCAAUAAAGAAGUGUGCACCUGAGGAAAUCAAUACGAUGGACCAAAAUUCUCUCAUUCAUAUGCUAAGAGAAUUUUUACUUCAGAAGAGGUAUCUAAUUGUUUUUGACGACGUAUGGAAUGCUGACUUUUGGGGAAUCAUAAAAAUUGCUCUACCAAAAAACAACAAAGGAAGUCAAAUAAUUGUCACUACACGCAGUGAAGUUGUUGCUUCUUUUUGCAAGGAAUCCUCAUCGGAUCACUUCUACAAGCUAGAGCCCCUAAUUGAGGGGGAGGCUUGGAAGCUCUUUUGCAUGAAAACAUUCCAAUGGGACUUCGGUGGUAUUUGUCCUCCCGGUUUGGAGAAAGUAUCCCGUGCUAUUGUGAGAAAAUGUGAAGGAUUACCACUUGCAAUUGUUACAAUAGGUGCUCUCUUGUCCACUAAAAGUAAGGAUGUAUCCGAAUGGCAAAGAUUCUAUAAUAGUCUCGGAUCCGAGUUAGAAAGGAAUCCCCAUCUCAAAAAUGUCACGAAAAUUGUGUUGCUUAGUUACCAUGAUCUGCCAUACUACCUCAAACCAUGUUUCUUGUACUUCAGCAUAAUACCCGAGGACUAUCAAAUCAGCCGUGGAAGACUAAUUCGAUUGUGGAUGGCCGAGGGUUUCAUCGAAGGACAGAAAGGAAAAACGUUGGAAGAAGUUGCAGAAGAACACUUGACUGAGCUUGUUCGUAGAAGCUUGGUUCAAGUUUCAUCGACAAAAAUUGAUGGUAGGAUUAAAAAAUGUCAUGUCCAUGAUAUAGUCCACGAGAUCAUCCUCACAAAGUGUGAGGAGUUGCGGUUUGGCCAAGUUUUGGAAGGAGGAGAUCCAAGUUGGAACAAUGAAACUCGACGUUGGUCCAUGCACAUGCAAAAAAUAAUGAAUAAGGAUUUGAAAACCAUUAGAAGUACCAAAUCCAGAAUUCGUUCCAUUCUUCUUUUCUCAGUGGGUGAUUUGCCAAAGAAGCACUUAUUGGGUACUCUAGCUAUGAAUUUCAAGCUUUUGAAAGUACUAGAUCUUUUGGAUGCUCCUCUUGAUGAAAUUCAUGAAGACGUGGGAAAUCUUCUUCAUUUGCGAUACUUAAGUGUCAAGAGGACGAAAGUGAAUAUAAUUCCAAAGUCCAUUGGAAAUCUACACAACCUGCAAACUUUGAAUUUGAAACACUCGGGCGUGUUUGUGCUACAAAUUGGGAUCUUAAGUAGACUUUGUAAGUUGCGGCAUCUUUUUGGAACAUAUGGAGUGAAGAUACAAGGAGGGAUUGGGCAUUUAGAAGAGUUGCAGACAUUGUGCAAUGUGGAGGCAAACGAUGAUCUAAUCGAAGAGCUAAAAAAUUUGAGGCAAUUGAGGAAGUUGGGUAUUAUGAACGUGAAAAGAGAACAGGGGAAGGCUCUCUGUACUGCCAUUGAGAAGAUGAAGCACCUUCAAUUUUUGAGGGUUUGGGCUACAACUGGCAACGAGAUACUGGAUUUGCAUUCUCUUUCUUCUCCCCCCGAAUCUCUUCAACAGCUCUUCCUGAGUGGACGUUUGGAAACGUUUCCGAACUGGAUAUCGGAACUUCACAGUCUAGUUGCCCUAAGUCUGUUUUGGUCAAGGUUGACUGGUACUCAUGCAAUUGAAGCUCUUCAAGAAUUACCUAAUUUGUUAAAACUUCAUAUCUACUACGGGUAUGAUGGAGAAGAAAUGCAUUUUGGCGUCGGAGGGUUUCCGAAGCUUAAGAAGCUAUACUUCGAUCACUUGGAGAGAUUGAAUUCUGUUAUAAUAGAGGAAGGAGGUUUGCCCGUUCUCAAGGACCUUCAAAUUGGAAAUUGCCGACAACUGAAGGAGGUGACCUCCGGUAUCCGCAAUCUUAGAAAACUCAAAUCUCUUUAUUUUGAAGAUAUGCCAACAGAGUUCUUAGACAGAAUGAAACCAGACAAAGGCCAAGACUAUUCGUUUGUUGAGCAUGUUCCUAAUGUCAAGUUUAUACUAGUCAUGGAUGGAUUUAAAAGAUAUACACUUCACGAAUACCAAGAUGCGAGGGAAAGUCGGAGGCUGAAUAGCUUGAAUGAUGAACCUGAGGGUUGGUGAGACGAAUAAUGUUCUGAACAUCCCCGCUACAAUUGCAGGUGUUGCUGCCAACACACAAAGCGGAGGAAAUUCAUGUUUAGGACGAUAAAGAAUUCCAAGUAUUACCUCACUAGCUGCGUCAUUCCAAGAAUUCCAAGUAUUGGCUAUUGUUGUUUUUUGCUGGUUGUUGUAAGGGACUAUAUCCCUAGACUUUGGUUAUUGUUGUUUGAGUUUAAUAAGAUCUGCACUUAUCCAAAAAAAAAAAAAGUAUUCCAAGUAUUUCAAAGUACUAUUCACAUCAUGACGAAUGCAUUUCAGUUGCCAUACGUUGGUUUUCGUUUCCUUUGUUGUGUAACAUGAAUUAAGGAUAUCUCUGCCCCACGCUUAAAUGGUCUCUAUCAUUUUGACUGC